AUGGACUCCUUCAGGUCAAGCAGCCAAGGAAAAGUUCAAAAGCAACUGCAACAAGGAAAGAAUCACAGAGGAACAGGAGAAACAAUGGAAAUGCUGACCACAGUAAAGAAUGAAGAGUACACAGGAAGGCGCCGCAUGUACACGGAUGAUGGCGUUCCACCCGUUGUCAAGUGCAUCAAGAGGCGUCGCAGAGACCCAUCCUUGGUCAGCCUCGUCCGUGAUGUCAGCCGAAACCGACCACAGCAAGUAGGCGAUCAAGUUUCUGUUGCUGCUGCUACAACACCAAAGAGAAGUUCAAGAUUUCGCGGUGUUAGCAGGCACAGAUGGACUGGUCGGUAUGAAGCCCACCUGUGGGACAAGCUCUCUUGGAAUGUAACGCAAAAGAAGAAAGGGAAGCAAGUUUAUCUAGGAGCUUAUGAUGAAGAAGAAGCAGCAGCAAGAGCAUAUGAUAUGGCUGCACUCAAGUAUUGGGGAACAUCGACCUUCACCAAUUUUCCGAUAUCAGAUUAUGACAAAGAGAUCGAGAUUAUGCAGAAUGUAACAAAAGAGGAAUACUUAGCCUCUUUAAGAAGAAAGAGCAGUGGCUUCUCAAGAGGCGUAUCCAAGUAUAGAGGAGUUGCCAGACAUCAUCACAAUGGUAGAUGGGAAGCAAGAAUUGGGAGAGUCUUCGGAAACAAGUACCUGUACCUCGGCACUUACAGUACUCAAGAGGAAGCAGCCCGUGCCUACGACAUCGCUGCAAUUGAAUAUAGAGGGAUCAAUGCUGUGACCAACUUUGACUUGAGUACUUACAUCAGAUGGUUGGAGCCUGGAACAAAUGGUUCAUCACUCAUCUUACCUGAACGACAGAUGUUCACAGAUUCUCCAAUGGCACUAUCAGCAACCAACUGCAUCCCUAAAGAGGAGACUAAGUCCUCAUUCUUCCUGGCUAGUCCUUUCACAGAAGACUAUGUAAUGAAUAUCACUCAAAAGCAAGAUAGAUUUGAAAGGAAAGUACCUGUUAGCUCGUGCAGUAAGUCUUCUUCUGCCCCCACAGCGCUUGGCCUACUCCUCAGGUCUUCAGUGUUUAGAGAAUUGGUCGAGAAGAAUACAGCCAUCUCUGAGGAUGACACAGAUGGGGAAGAGGCAAAAACCCAACCUCCGCAGGGAAGUGACGAUGAAUUCACGGGGAUCUUCUGCAAUGGAAUGGGGGACUUCCCUUUCAUCUGCUCUUCAAACAGGGAUGAUGUACAGUUACAAGAAAGAAAGCUUCAGUUCAUUCUGUGAACCUCUCAGUAACCCAUCAAAAGGAUGAGUGUUGAUAGACAGCCAACAAGUUAGCAGAUGCAUUCUAGUUUUUGGCUUUGGAUGUAAUGUAAAUAAGUUUCUCACAAGAUGGGUUGUUAGGAAUUUCCAGUCAAUACUGAAUAACAGCUUCCCAUUUCUCUGGACGCUAGUGGUCCCUAGAAAUGGAGUCACGAUCCAUCCUACAUUAACCAGAAACAUAGGGUAUAGCCAUCUAAUUUGCCAGAAACAUGUACUGUACAUACGAAUUGAAAUGUAAACCAUAUGUGCAAAACCGAAUUCUCAUGGCACAUGGUGUCCUAUGCUCCAAGAGAAGGAGACGAGGUUUGAUUGCAGAUCUUGGUGAAGUUGUUUGGCUAUUGAAGAUGUCAAAUAUUCCCAUGGGCAUAGAAGCAAAGAUAAUGACGUCAUCAGGCAUGGUGAGGAAAUACCGGAUUCACAAUGUUAUUUUUCUCUAUUUUCGUAGAAAAAAUCAUAGCCACUGCAUCUACCAAAGAUCCAUUAUGUAAAACUGUCAGGGAUACACCGGUCAUGAUAUGAACGAAGCAAAAAGAUGUGCAACUGAAUACACAAGAAUGCAGAAAGAGAUGCAUAACAGUUCGCUAAAAUUUCAUGGCCAUGGGAGCAUUCCACAUAUGGAUUUCUAUAUGCAUGUCUACAGCAUCCCCGCUUCAGACAUCAUCAGAAGAAGAAUAAGAAUUUGGUGGCCAAUAUUUCGAUGCGCGCUCAUCCUCACAUUGUAAAACUGGGUGGUUUGCAGAUGUGAAGUCCCUGAAGCGCACAAGUCCACAUUGAAGGCCAGAGGCAGCAGUAAUCUACAGCAAUGGCCGAGCAUCCAAAGGUGCAACCCACUUCUUCCGGGCUACAACAAAUCAAUGAGUUCGCUAGAUCACCAGUGCCAGCUUCCCAAACAUUAACAUAAUCAUCUUAUGGGCUCCCUGCAACAACUUUGUAUGAAUCCAUAUGCAAAUGCGCCAAAGGACCUGAAUGCCCAUCCAACUCAGUUAUUGGCACCGAUCUACUUUGGCCCCGGUUCUUUCUGACAUCCCGAAGCAACACCUUGCAACAUCACAAACAUCUUGCCCUCGGAGCACUCGAAUAAUCAUGUUGGAAGCAAACUUUAAACAGAAAAAUUUUCCACAGAAGGGGUG
Messenger RNA from Rhodamnia argentea, 2435 nucleotides. RefSeq names its product AP2-like ethylene-responsive transcription factor At1g16060. Bases 1 to 1266 code for a protein of 421 amino acids. NCBI's taxonomy places the organism in Eukaryota, Viridiplantae, Streptophyta, Magnoliopsida, Myrtales, Myrtaceae. The transcript is spliced from 8 exons. The record is from RefSeq and is a predicted model, not a curated record. Gene Ontology annotation, biological process: regulation of DNA-templated transcription. Gene Ontology annotation, molecular function: DNA binding; DNA-binding transcription factor activity.